AUGGAUUCAACGGACUAUGAAUCGAUCAUAUUUAAUUAUAAUGAUGCUAACGUCACUGUCAUCUCCCUUUACAUUCCCAUUGGAUUGGUGGCUUUAAUUGCCAAUACUCUGGUCAUUGCUGUCGUCAUUAAAUUCAAUUACAUGCGAAAUGUAACGAACUAUUUUUUAGUUAAUUUGGCAGUAGCUGAUUUACUUGUAACAAUUUGGUGUAUGCCAAAUAGUGCCCUUUGCGCGCUAACACCGAUGUGGUUAUUCGACAAAUUCUCCUGCAUAGUGAAGAAUUACUUUCAAUGUGUUUGUGUAGCUUGUAGUGUAUUCACUAUCACAAUGAUGGCAGUUGACCGAUAUUUGGCUAUAACUCGUCCAUUCGGAUUUACUCAUUGGCUAACAAAACGGUCCACCAAAAUCGUAAUUGCAGUUAUUUGGAUAUUUUCUGUCGUAAUCUUUUCCCCUUUACUGCUAGUAUCUAAGAUGAAGAUUGAAAUGAUUCCCGUUGCACAAAAUAUAACUAUGAAAUUCUGCAUAGAGCAAUGGUCACAGCUGGAUGGAUACUUAUCGCAAUCUGUUUUCGGCCUAAUUUCGUUUAUUGCGAUGUUUGCAGUACCAGGUGUUAUAAUAUUGUAUGCGUAUUCGAUGAUGGGAAAAACUUUGUGUUCCGUCCGUCCACCUGUUGAUGAUAACGACAGUAUUGGUACUGAACAGUCAUUCAGGUUAAGAAGAGAACGAAAACGAGUAGCAUGGAUUCUCUUAAUGCUGGUAUUGGUUUUCGCCAUCUGCUGGCUGCCGUACAACACUAUGCUCUUGAUCAAGGAUAUUGCAAUCAUUGACAUGGACGUAACUUUAAUGCAAUACAUGCUGUUGCUAGGACACUCGAAUUCUGCACUAAAUCCCAUUAUUUAUUUCACUAUGUCGCGAAAUUUUCGGAAUUCUGUCAUACAGUUCAUGAAAGGAUCACAGAUCGUCAGUGACAAUAGACACAAUGUGGCACAGAAAUACGAUGUUGGAUCUCCAGUCAGAGAUAGACCCAUUCAGAAGACUGUCAGUAAACUGCAAUCCAGUCAGAAGACAACGAAGAUAUGUACAGUUUAAACCGCAAUAAUGUACAGGCCGGCCAGAUGAGAGUAUAAUUUGACGUCAUAGUACUGGGUUUUUUUAAAGAAAUAAUGGUCCGGUAUCGUAAAGAUAAACCUCUGUGAAGAAUUAAGGUAUUUGGUUUUCUUUUGCAACUUC
This is a messenger RNA of Nicrophorus vespilloides, 1230 nucleotides long. RefSeq names its product neuropeptide FF receptor 1-like. Gene Ontology annotation, cellular component: membrane. The coding region runs from base 1 to 1089 and encodes 362 amino acids. The record is from RefSeq and is a predicted model, not a curated record. Gene Ontology annotation, biological process: G protein-coupled receptor signaling pathway. Lineage: Eukaryota; Metazoa; Arthropoda; Insecta; Coleoptera; Silphidae. Gene Ontology annotation, molecular function: neuropeptide Y receptor activity. The transcript has 6 exons.